Molecule: messenger RNA, 751 nt
Organism: Dermacentor silvarum
Lineage: Eukaryota; Metazoa; Arthropoda; Arachnida; Ixodida; Ixodidae
Exons: 3
Coding region: 238-684 (148 amino acids)
Source: RefSeq, a predicted model, not a curated record
UCCGAUCGAAUUAUAUGUCGCAUAUAUACGUUCAAGGAUGCCGGUAUCUGCUUUGGACGGCGCAGCUGUCCGCGGUUGCAUUGUUCCGAGCAUUGUGGCGGAGACUGGCUAUGAAGUCAGCUCACCGAACGGCGCUGGCGCAGCUGUCUGAAAAGGAGAUAUCUGGGCCACGUCUCAGCGCUUCCUCAGACAAAACGCGCUUCUGAAGCGAACUUAACCAGGCCGGCAAGCGUGACCAUGAGUAGCACUUGGCUUACGGUUCUCAUCCUGACGACCUUGUGCGCCUCCCUGAGCGUGGCGCAUCCACAGAUCAGGUCGUUCGCGGCCAGCUCUUUCCAAGAGAUGAGUUCGGGUCCACACGGAAUGGUGCUGGGCCGACAAGGCUACCACGACUCGACGGGCCAUGGCCACUUCAUCUCCUACACGGUCGACAAAGGAGGCCACGUUCAGAUCAGGCACGAUCCCACAGGAAGGGUUUUCCUGACUCACCUGGAGAAGACAUCAUUCCCGCACACCUUUCACUUGUUCAGGUCGCUACUAACUCCAGAUUUUGGACUGUCUUCGUUGAAACUCCUACCGCGAUUCCACCAGCCAUUCCUUUGUCUUUUGAAUCCUUGCAGCAGUGAUUCAUACAUCAACCGGCAUGAUGAUCAGUACAUGAGGAUGAUGCAUGGGAUUGCUUAGGCCUACAUUACACGUCUACCAACGAAAAUUGUCAAUACCUUUGCAUGGUAAUAUAGAAGUGUGCCUG